UUUUAUUGAUAUGUUUAACAGAAGAAACGUUUAGAAAUUUGUCAUGGCAUCUAAUGCUGGAGACGAUUCCUUGUAUCCUAUAGCCGUUCUUAUCGAUGAAUUACGCAAUGAAGAUGUUCAGCUGCGUUUGAAUUCUAUCAGAAAACUAUCAACUAUUGCCUUGGCACUUGGAGUCGAGCGAACGCGUGCUGAACUUAUUCCCUUUCUUACAGAUACCAUUUAUGAUGAGGAUGAAGUUCUGUUGGCAUUAGCAGAACAGCUUGGUACAUUUACACCUCUUGUUGGGGGACAAGAAUUUGUACAUUGUUUAUUGCCACCACUUGAGAGUUUGGCCACAGUAGAAGAAACUGUUGUUCGAGAUAAGGCAGUAGAAUCUCUUCGUAAUAUUGCUUCUGAGCAUUCACCUCAAGAUUUAGAAAAUCAUUUUGUUCCUUUAGUAAAACGUCUAUCACAAGGUGAUUGGUUUACAUCUAGGACAUCAGCCUGUGGUUUAUUUCCAGCUUGCUAUCCUAGAGUAAAUGCAAACAUCAAAGCUGAAUUAAGACAACACUUUCGUACGUUAUGUUCUGAUGAUACGCCCAUGGUUCGAAGGGCUGCUGCUUCAAAACUUGGGGAAUUCGCUAAAGUUGUGGAACUGGAAUUUGUCAAAUCUGAUCUUAUACCCACAUUUACAAACCUUUCUGCAGAUGAACAGGACUCAGUGCGAUUGUUGGCCGUUGAAGCCUGUGUGAAUAUUGCAUCUAUUUUACCUCCUGAAGAUGUGGAAGCUUUAGUUAUGCCAAUGUUAAGAACAGCUGCUCAGGAUAAAUCAUGGCGUGUACGAUAUAUGGUCGCAAAUAAAUUUACGGAGUUACAAAGAGCGGUUGGAAGUGAGAUAACCAAAACAGAUUUGGUGCCUGCUUUUCAAAGUUUACUAAAAGAUUAUGAAGCUGAGGUUCGGGCUGCUGCCUCGGGAAAAGUUAAAGAAUUUUCAGAUAACCUGAACUCAGAUAUUCAAGAACAAAUCAUUAUGACGAACAUCUUACCGUGUGUAAAGGAUUUAGUUGUGGAUCCUAACCAGCACGUGAAGUCUGCUUUAGCAUCCGUAAUCAUGGGUCUCUCCCCAGUAGUUGGCAAAGAUAACACGAUUGAACAUUUGCUUCCUUUGUUCUUGACGAUGUUGAAAGAUGAGCAUCCCGAAGUGCGACUUAAUAUAAUUUCUAAUUUAGACUGCGUAAAUCAAGUGAUCGGUAUUCACCAGUUGUCUCAAUCGUUACUUCCUGCAAUCGUUGAACUAGCUGAAGAUAAUAAAUGGCGAGUCCGACUAGCAAUAAUAGAAUACAUGCCGUUACUCGCUGGUCAACUUGGAGUUGAAUUUUUUGACGAAAAACUAAAUGCACUUUGUAUGGCUUGGCUUGUUGAUAACGUUUAUGCCAUUAGAGAAGCUGCAACGAAUAAUCUCAAAAAACUUGUAGAAAAAUUUGGUCAGGAUUGGGCAGCGACUCAAGUUAUUCCCAAAAUUGUUGCAAUGGCCAGGGAUCCCAACUAUCUCCACCGUCUUACAACAUUAUUUUCAAUCAACGUUUUAGCCGAAGUCAUUGUUGCUGAGAAUGUGUCAAAGUUGAUGUUACCCACCGUUAUAAGUCUUGCCCAAGAUGCUGUAGCAAAUGUUAGGUUCAAUGUGGCCAAAACUCUUCAAAAAAUUGGACCAAAGAUUGAUUCCAGCAUGGUUCAAGCCCAAGUCAAACCUUGUUUAGAUAAGUUAAACUGUGACGCGGACAUUGAUGUGAAAUAUUUCGCCCAAGAAGCUCUAACAGUUUUUUGAAGAGAAGAAAAACGCGCAGCAACUGAUUGCCACAAAUGUCGAUUGCCACAAAUGUCGAGAAUGAAGAAAUAUCUUAUGUAAUAAAAAAUAACUAUAGAUAUUCGACCUCUGAACAGAGUAACCUUCGUAAAAAUGACAAAACAUUUUCAGAUGAUACUAUGAUAAAACAUUGUCUAGCCGUACCAAUGUGCUAAUGAUUGUCUUUUUUGCAUUUCGAAUUUCCUUUUGUUUGCACAGUUUGCUUUAAGGCAUUAAUAAAGCUUUUAUCGUUCAGUUUUCUUUUCUAUCUUAUAAGAGGCAAUUGUAAAUAAAGUGCAUUGGGAUUUUCA
This is a messenger RNA of Xenia sp. Carnegie-2017, 2133 nucleotides long. Its product is annotated as serine/threonine-protein phosphatase 2A 65 kDa regulatory subunit A alpha isoform-like. Gene Ontology annotation, biological process: protein dephosphorylation. The record is from RefSeq and is a predicted model, not a curated record. The coding region runs from base 44 to 1804 and encodes 586 amino acids. Gene Ontology annotation, molecular function: protein binding; protein phosphatase regulator activity. The transcript is spliced from 24 exons. Gene Ontology annotation, cellular component: cytoplasm; protein phosphatase type 2A complex. NCBI's taxonomy places the organism in Eukaryota, Metazoa, Cnidaria, Anthozoa, Malacalcyonacea, Xeniidae.